AGUCCACAAUAUUAUUAAUAGAUAAUCCAAGUGUAAUUUUCUUAGUGGUACAUGUCACUCCUGUAUUUGACCCAUAAAUUUUUUACUUGUACCAGAGGAAAUGCCAAUAUAUAUAUAAGACCCUAUCAUAUCUGUUUUCUGGAUAAGAUUCGUGCCCACGCUCUUGAUAAGGAAGGGAGUUGGGGGGGGGGCUAAUUUCUACGCUUUUGAAAUCUCUAGAUGACAAGGAAAGAAUGAGUGAUAUCAGUAGUGUUUGGCCCAACUUAUUUUUGACUUAAAAGUCACUUUUAAGGUAAAGUUGGGCCAAACAGAUUUCAUUAAAAUUUCUUUGACUUAAAAGUUACUUAUUUUUACUGAAGAAAUAUGAUAAAAGUAACUUUUUAGAAAAAGGUAUUGAGAGGAGCUUUGAAAAAAAGGAGCUUCUCUUUUGGCCCAACUUAUUUGUAUCUGUAGUGGUUUACGUGGUUUUUCUCCAUCUUCUUCCUCUUGGAACCCUGGCCGUUUCCUAUAUCGCCUUCCUCUACAGACUCGUGGUUUUGGAUUUUGCACACACUCAGCUUGCUCCCUAUGUCUAAUUCUGAAAAUAGUCGAAAAAAUGCAAAGUGGGAUCAAUACAUUACCAGAGCUUUACUUAAACUUUGUAUGGAAGAGAUUCGCAAAAGUGGAAAACCGGGAAUUGCAUAUAAAGCUAAGAAAUGGGAAGAAAUAAGAGAAGACUUUGGAAAACAAACUAAUAGAGAUUAUACCGUAAAGCAAUUGAAGAAUAGGAUGGACAAUUUGAGGACUGAUUGGGUUACAUGGAAGCAACUAAAGGGUAAAGAAACAGGGUUAGGAUGGAACAACCAGUCAGGUACUAUUGAAGCUGAUGCGACAUGGUGGGAUGCUAAGAUAAAUGAGAAUUCUAAGUAUGCGAAAUUUCGAUAUAACGGGCUAGAAUUUCAUGAUGAAUUGGAAUUCAUAUUUGGGGAGACAGUGGCAACAAGUCAAGAUGCAUGGACUCCAGCUAUGAGUUUACCAAGUGAAUCUGGUGGCAGAAAUACAACUCCAGAUGUGCUGCAUCAAGUUAUGGAAUCUGAUGAUGAUGAUUUCAAUCUUGAAGAUGAUGUUAGCCCUAUGGAAAACAAUCAACUCAAAAAGAAAAGAAAGGUGACACAAGAUCACAAUGGCAAAGUAACAAUAGGUAAGGGAAAAGUUGGGAGUGCAACAGCUAUGAGGAAAAGUUUAGACCGACUAGUUGAAGCGGCUGAGAAUCACAAUGAAGUUGAAAAAGAUGAAAUUGCAGCCACAUCUCAUGUCCAUGGAAAAUACUCCAUCCCAAAUUGCAUUGAAGUCUUGAAAAGUGUAAAGGAGGAGGGGCUUUUAACUGAUCGUCAAUUUAACUAUGCUUUAGAAUUACUUACAGUUAGCGAAAAUAGAGUCAUAUUUAUGUCCUUAAUUGACUCAAUGGAGGCUUUGGUAGGUUGGAUUAAGUUCAAGUAUGUGGAAUAGAAAAAACUCUAGUCUUUUGGUUAGGAUUUGGCUUUCUGUUUGUUUUUCUCAUGUUAAACAUUACAACUUCGCAUUGAAAUUUAUGUUUAUGCAUUUGG
Lotus japonicus is the source of this 1586-nucleotide messenger RNA. RefSeq lists its product as uncharacterized. The record is from RefSeq and is a predicted model, not a curated record. NCBI's taxonomy places the organism in Eukaryota, Viridiplantae, Streptophyta, Magnoliopsida, Fabales, Fabaceae. Bases 568 to 1488 code for a protein of 306 amino acids. The transcript has 3 exons.